AUGAUUACAAAAGGUCAGCCUAAUAAUAAUGUUAGUUUAGCUUGGCCUCAAUAUUCAUCCAACACUGAUCAAGUCCUAAUACUUGAUAAAAACAUGUCCACUACGAACUUCAUUGGAGUUUAUCCUAAUUGUGAUCUCUUAUCAAAUGUACAAGUCAAAGUUUUUGGCGAAUAUCUUGGUUUCAAUGCUACAUGUACUGUAGACAACAAAUGCUUUAUUGUUAAUUCUACUACAAUUGCUAGUUCAACUGAGACCACUAGCUCAACUACAAUGUCUGGUUCAACUUAUACUUAG
This is a messenger RNA of Rotaria sp. Silwood1, 294 nucleotides long. The record is from the annotation of a GenBank genome assembly. NCBI's taxonomy places the organism in Eukaryota, Metazoa, Rotifera, Eurotatoria, Philodinida, Philodinidae.